AUGCCCUGGACACCUCCGCCCCCAUACGAGCGACGCGACGCCCACCCUCCACUCCGAGCACCGGCACGAUGCGCGCACGACUAUCGCGAUGCGCAGGACCGCGUGAAACAGGCGGCGCAUACCUCGGCGGUCGACACCACGAGGCCGCAAGAGCGGGCAUGGAAGAGCAGCACGCAGCCCAUCGCACAAUCAAAUCUCGGUCGCUUCAAUGACUGUCCCAUCGUCGGCUCCAUGAUCCGCGGGGCUGCGGUAUGCGACCGCGUUGCAGUCAGCUUGAACGAUGCUCUGGCGCGCCUGGAUGGCGACGACGAAGAGGAUGACGAGUAUGCAGGCACUCGAAGCUUCAUGCCAGUCGCGGUGACCCAACCGCCUGCACUGCACAAGACCUUGUCCGUACUGGACUUUCGCAAAACGUGGCUGUACGCGAAUUCGAGACUCCCACCCCACAUGCCGCCGAUGAAGCUCUACCUGGCUACCUGGCAGAUCAUAUGUUCCGCGGCUCAGGCCUCCCGAGAGGUGUACCGCAGGCCGCGAAGAGACGAGAAGACAGAGUAUGUACAGGCAGACUGGCGGCAAGGCACGAAAGCCAUGGUGAUCAAGAGCCGACCUGCGGAUGACAAGAACCUGAUCGUCAUUGCCAUCCGAGGCAGCAAGUGGAACGUUGUGGACUGGGCCGUCAACUUUCGUCCCUCUCCUUCUGAACCCGUAGGCUUUCUGGAUGACUCUGGCAACGCUUGUCACGCUGGAUUUCUCGAAGUUGCCAGGGCUAUGGUGGCACCGGUAGCUGCUCGUCUGCGGGAACUGCUCGAGCAAAAUCCGUCUCGGGCGUCCAGCUCGUUGCUCUUCACCGGCCACAGUGCGGGCGGUGCAGUCGCCAGUCUCCUCUAUAUGCAUAUGAUGACCACUCUUGUCGAGACCGAGCUGAACAUACUGACUGGUUGCUUCAGGAGAGUGCAUUGCGUCACUUUUGGAACACCUCCAUUGUCUUUGUUGCCCUUACAGACUCCAUCUGGCCGCAGAUACGAGAGGAACAUCUUCUACAACUUUGCCAAUGAAGGGGAUCCUGUGGUGCGUGCAGACAAGCAAUACCUCAGCACCCUCACCAGGAUCAUCGCCGCUCCAUCUCCGUUGUCACACUCGAACACAUCACAACAAUCUCUGCGAGAGAAAGUUUCGCGACAAGCUUUCAAGUACGGUAGCAGUCCUCAAGUUUCGAUGGUUCCUAUGAGAUGGACAGUACCGCCUGCCACGCUAUCAAAUGCUGGGCGGAUGGUCUUGCUCAGAGAGCAACCGGGUGUGAACGGUUCCAUCGAAGCUGUUCAGAUCACCGACGAGCAGCUUCGAGAUGUCGUCUUUGGCGACCCUGAGAUGCAUCACAUGGAGCUUUACAAACAUCGCGUGGAUGAGCUUGCAAUUGCCGCAGUGACUGGGCGCGUGAUGGGCUGA
This is a messenger RNA of Fulvia fulva, 1446 nucleotides long. RefSeq lists its product as uncharacterized. Gene Ontology annotation, biological process: lipid metabolic process. The transcript has a single exon. NCBI's taxonomy places the organism in Eukaryota, Fungi, Ascomycota, Dothideomycetes, Mycosphaerellales, Mycosphaerellaceae. The record is from RefSeq and is a predicted model, not a curated record. Bases 1 to 1446 code for a protein of 481 amino acids.